UUUCAGACAGGAUAUCGUGCGAGGUGUCUACAUGGACAAACGUAAAACUGGCUCUGAUCCUUAAAAUCUUUGUAUAAGGCAACACUAUCUUAAUUUUGAAUAUACUGGUAAAUGGAAACCAUCCACACUCAUUUUCAGUUAGUCUGAAUAUAUUCGUCCGCGAUGGACGACAGAGGACAAAGAAACAGAUGGAUCUAUUGGUGGAUUUCCCUAUGGCUUUCUUUGUUUUUGUGCUUCGUGGACAAGGCUACGACACAGAUAAGAUAUUCCAUUCAAGAAGAGGUAAAAGAAGGCUCAGUUGUCGGAAAUAUUGCUAAAGAUUUGGGUCUUGAUAUCAGUACUUUGGUGGACAGACGGUUUCGCAUUGUUUCAGGAUCCAAGGACGGUCUUUUUCAGGUAAAUCAAAACAAUGGUGCCUUAUACGUUCAAAAGAAAAUCGACAGAGAGGAAAUAUGUGACGGCUCUGAUAUCUGCGUGAUAAAUCUUAAAUUUGCUAUCGAAAAUCCUCUAGAAAUUCAUUACAUUGGAGUUGAAAUUAUUGACGUAAACGAUCACCCACCCAGUUUUGCAGAAGAUCAUCUUCAUUUAGAGGUAGCAGAAAAUAAAGCUCCAGGGGCCCGACUUGACCUGCAGCCCGCACGUGAUCCAGAUGUUGGCACAAAUUCGAUUCGAAGUUAUACACUUAGUCAAAAUGAGCAUUUUUUAUUAGAGGUACGAGACGGUGGUGAAGACAGCCUACCCUCCCUCGUCCUACAGAAAUAUUUGGACCGGGAAAAUGCGCGUGAACAUGAAUUGCAAUUAAAGGCUGUAGACGGCGGAAGUCCUCCAAAAUCUGGCAGCCUGAAUAUAACUAUAACUGUCCUCGAUAUUAACGACAAUCAGCCAAUGUGCAGCGAAGACAUGUACUCGAUAUCUAUACACGAGAACGUUAGUGUCGGAACAAAUAUACUGAGAGUAAAUGCAACAGACCCAGAUGAUGGUCGCAAUGGACAGGUUGAAUAUUCGUGGGGUAGAAAUACAAAGAGUAAAAUACAAGAUGUUUUUGAGGUAGAUCGCACUACUGGCGAAAUUCGUGUUAAAAAACAGAUUGAUUUUGAAGACAAUCAAAUGUACAGAUUAAAUGUACAGGCUUCUGAUAAAGGACAGCCUCCACUUUCUGUCGAUUGCAGAAUUAUUAUCAAAAUAAUAGACGUGAACGACAAUAAACCAGAAAUAGAAGUAACUUCUAUACUGACUGUUGUGCCAGAGGACUCAAAACCAGGAACUGUUAUUUCUUUGAUUAGCGUUUCAGAUAAAGACUCUGGAAUCAAUGGAAAAAUCGUUUGCAGUCUUUCGAAGGAUGUUCCCUUUGAACUCAAGCCAUCAAUUGAAAAUAAUAUGUAUUCUUUAAUUACAAAAGGAGGCAUGGACAGAGAAAAUAUAUCCCAAUACGACAUAGUAUUAACUGCCAAAGAUUUGGGUCAGCCUACUAUGUCCUCUAUGAAAAUUCUUAGCGUGCUGGUAUCAGAUGUAAAUGACAACAUUCCAGAGUUUCCGCAACAUCCACUUGAGCUGUAUUUGAUAGAAAAUAACCCGGUUGCGCCAAUAUUUUCGGUAAGCGCUACAGACAAAGAUUUGUAUGAAAAUGCUGCAGUAACUUAUCAAGUUAUGAGAAGUGAAGCGACACUUAAUGACAUGUCUAAUUUCAUCAGUAUAAAUUUAGAAACAGGCGUCAUAAGUGCAUUAAGGAGUUUUGACUUUGAAACAACCAAAACGAUGCAGUUUCACGUGCUUGCUACAGAUUCUGGAACUCCAGCUUUGAGCAGCAACGUCACAGUAAACGUCUUCAUUUUGGAUCAGAACGACAAUGUUCCAGUGAUCUUAUAUCCAGUCAGCUCUAACGGAUCCGCUGAAGGUGUAGAGGUUCCACGUAAUGUGAACGCAGGACAUUUGGUCACUAAAGUGAGAGCCUAUGACGCAGAUAUAGGAUACAACGGCUGGUUAUUGUUUUCACUACAGGAAGUGAGUGACCACAGUUUGUUUGGUUUGGACCGAUAUACUGGACAGAUAAGGACCCUCCGCUCAUUCACAGAGACAGACGAGUCUCAACAUAAACUGGUCAUACUGGUCAAAGACAAUGGCAACGUUUCCCUUUCAGCAACAGCAACUGUAAUUAUCAAAGUUGUGGAGCCCAAAGAGGCCUUUGCAGUUUCUGAUGUUAAAAACAUAAUGAGAGAUGAUGAGGACAACGAUAUUACAUUUUAUCUCAUAAUCACGUUGGCAUCAGUUUCAGUGCUUUUUAUCAUUAGUAUUAUUGUGCUGAUUGCAAUGCAGUGUUCCAAAUCUACAGACUAUUCCUCCAAGUAUUUACAAGACACAAAUUAUGACGGGACAUUGUGUCACAGCAUACAAUACAGAUCAGGAGAUAAACGCUACAUGUUAGUUGGACCCAGGAUGAGUAUUGGUUCUACUAUAGUACCAAGCAGUAAUGGAAAUACUCUAGUGGUACCAGAUCGCAGGAGCAGAGCCUCUGGAGAGGUAAGAGCUAUAUAUUUCUAA
Messenger RNA from Astyanax mexicanus (Mexican tetra), 2538 nucleotides. RefSeq names its product protocadherin alpha-8-like. The transcript has a single exon. Gene Ontology annotation, molecular function: calcium ion binding. Lineage: Eukaryota; Metazoa; Chordata; Actinopteri; Characiformes; Acestrorhamphidae. Gene Ontology annotation, biological process: homophilic cell-cell adhesion. Gene Ontology annotation, cellular component: plasma membrane. Bases 163 to 2538 code for a protein of 791 amino acids. The record is from RefSeq and is a predicted model, not a curated record.